UGGGUUGUUUAUGUUUAGGGUUAAAGGGAAAUGUGAUAGAGGAAAGUUUACCCAAAAAGUUUUUUGGAUUAAUUAUAAAUGGAGGACCAACCCCAAUACUUUUGUAUAAAUUGUGGCGAAAGAAUAAGUAGUCUCUAUAAAAAAUAUAGCGCAACUGUACUAAAAUUAACAGAAUGUGAAUACUGUAAAAAAAUAGCUGAUAAAUAUGUCGAAUACGAUAUUACUAAUGUUGUAAUAGGCCUUAUUUUAUUAGACAAUACAGCUUAUAGACAUAUUCUACUUAAUACAGAUUUUAAGCAUUAUUGGAAAUUAUCACUAAUUCUAAUUUUACUGGAGGCUUAUUCCAACAUGACAUUACUAAACAACUCAAAUGUGGUUCAGUGCGAUAGCCAAAAUCAAACUGAACCAAGUCUAAAAGACUUUGAUGUGAAUGUUGAAGAUCUAAAAUUCUACAUUCUUACAAUAAAUAUUGGCAUUAGUUUCUUAUGUUUUGUAGCCACAACAUAUUUGUUGACAAGGAUAUAUUAUAGCUAUUUAAAUAAUAAUAGGAAAAAGGCACCAUCUUUUAUUUUAAUAUUAAAGACAAUAACUCUAGCUUCAUCAAGUAUAUUUUUACAGCUUCCAUCUGUGAUUUGGGAUUUAUCAGUUUAUAGUUAUCAUCUUCAUUUUAUAUCCUUGUAUAUAACUCUAAGUCAAUUACUGGCGUACAAAGUUAUUUCUUCAUGUCCAAAGAUAUGGUGUUUACUCACGAUAUUUUCAUCUGUGUUUAUCAAAAGUUUUAUUAAUCAGUAUUUAAAUAGAGUUAUUAGUUUUGGUAUCGUCUAAAUGGGAAGAUUUUUUUUUAAUAUAAAUACAUAUUACUUUGCACA
Molecule: messenger RNA, 869 nt
Organism: Sitophilus oryzae (rice weevil)
Lineage: Eukaryota; Metazoa; Arthropoda; Insecta; Coleoptera; Curculionidae
Gene: Arv1
Product: protein ARV1
Exons: 6
Coding region: 79-825 (248 amino acids)
Biological process (GO): intracellular sterol transport; regulation of plasma membrane sterol distribution; sterol metabolic process
Cellular component (GO): cortical endoplasmic reticulum; Golgi apparatus
Source: RefSeq, a predicted model, not a curated record